This is a messenger RNA of Symbiodinium pilosum, 1641 nucleotides long. Lineage: Eukaryota; Dinophyceae; Suessiales; Symbiodiniaceae. The record is from the annotation of a GenBank genome assembly.
AUGACGCAUGCCAGUUCUACCAUAGACCUGGUUAGGACGAAUGUGUCAUCCCAUCUACGCGAAUCUGCAAACAUUGUCGUUGUGGGGCGCGGCAACCACAAGCAGAUGGUGGUCGCUAGCCUUUUGACGGCCCCUCGCUACCGCAUUUGGUGCCAAAGCCCCGAACUGCAUGGGAAUAUGAGUUGGCAGACUUUUCGUCGAGUUCUCCGCCUUCACUUUCCACACAUCCGAAACGCACGCAGGGACACAGAUGUGUGCAAACAUUGUAAACACUUCUCAGAUGAGUUGCUACCGCGUGCUGUGAAACUUGUAGGCAAGGUACGCAGUGUUCUUCAGCAGUUCUGCUCGGGCUAUUUCUCUUCCUACGAUUCUUCGAGUUCGACCCAACGUCUGCAAGCCGACAAGCAAGUGGUUGCUGAAAUCAAGUCCUUCAUGCAGUAUAUCAAUGUGAGGAACGCAGAUUCCAGCAAUGAUCCGUUGAGAGCAACUAUGACUCGUGCACAGCGCCUUUCCUUGCAUACGGCGGAGGCUGCUGCAGCUCACAAGCUGAAGCCUCAUGUCGAGAUACUCGAGGCUUACGAGUGGCAUCAGAUAACGGCGUCUAGGCAAACAGGCUUCAUCACUGAUCUUCGGUCUGGCGAGCUUCCGGCCAACACACUCCUGGUGCAAAUGGAUUUUAAGGAAAACGUGAAGUACCCCAUGAGCCCCAAGGAAACCAGUGAGGACUGGCACGCCCAGAACAAACUGUCGUUGACAGUUUUUGGUGCCAACGCCCUUGCCCCGAAGUUGGGCGGUGGCCAUGUGGAGGUAUUUGUGCUGGUGGUGAGCGACGUCCUCGACCACGACGCCCAAGCGGGGUGUAUGAUGACGAACACUGUCCUGGCGCAGCUUAAACAACACCGGCAAGUCGAUUGGUCUGUCGUCUCCCACAUUCUUCUUGUCUGUGAUUGCGGGCCCCAUUUCCGCAGCAAGGAAAAUCUGGCACACUUCCUGUACACUUUGCCGCGGGCCUUGCAGGUGUCUGUUGAGAUAUGCUAUCUGGGCGAACAACACGGCAAAUCAGGCGCAGGAAGCACGCGUAUGAUGCAGGAGGAUGUUGGUGGCCCACAGUUCGUGAUCGUCAAGUUUCAGCCCGGUGACUACCGUCCAUCCAAACGCAUUUAUCUUCACGCGGACGGCCUCAAAGUGACGCGAACGUACUCGCUGAUUUCAUCAUUGUCGCACCUCACCGAAACUGGAGUUUCUAUUCGCAACAAGAUCUUUUCUGACAACCCCCCCGGCAUUUUGUUGACAUGGCAUUUGGAAGAAAACAACGCCGACCCUCCCGUGAAGUGGAGGGUCGGAUAUUAUGAUCAGCCGCGUUCUUGGGAGGAAUCUGGUCCCCAGCCCGGGGAGCAAAACAGCAUCACCCGCAAAUUCAUGGAGCAGAAAUCUCUUCGACCCCAUCCAUCUGUAAGAGCACGACCAUCCUUUUUGGACGCAUGUUCUUCGAAAGCACGUUCGCUCCAGAAGGCGGCCGCUAAGAAGCGCCGGAAGUUGAAGGCCUUGCGCGGGAACCAAGAGUCUGAAGAUGACAGCAGUUCCAGCGACUCUUCCUCCUCCUCGUCCUCCAGAUCCUCCUCCUCCGCCUCCUCGGCCUAG